GCUUGCAUGCAGCGGAGGCCAAGAUGGCGGCGCUCUCGAUGCAGAAGGGUUGCUGGACGGGAGUCCCUGGGAAAUUGUGCUUAGCCGCAUUGCUGUGCCUGGGCAGCCGUUGGCUCCCCCCCGUAGACGCCUCCGGCCAAGCGGAAGGCGGCGCUGCUGCUCCUGCGGUGCCUCACCGGCGGUUCGAGUAUAAAUAUAGUUUCAAGGGGCCGCACUUGGUGCAGGCGGACGGGCUAGUGCCCUUCUGGAUUCACACAGGCAAUGCUAUUCCCAGCGCUGAUCAAAUAAGAAUAACACCAUCAUUAAAAAGCCAGCGGGGAUCAGUAUGGACAAAAAGCAAAUCUGUAUUUGAAUACUGGGAGAUUGAAGUGACUUUCCGAGUAACAGGGAGAGGGCGAAUAGGAGCUGAUGGAUUGGCAGUGUGGUUUACAGAAGGGCAAGGCUUAGAUGGUCCUGUUUUUGGAGCAGCUGAUAACUGGAAUGGCGUUGGCAUCUUCUUUGACUCAUUCGACAAUGAUGCAAAGAAAAAUAACCCGGCAGUGAUUGUUGUCGGAAACAAUGGCAAGCUCCAUUACGACCAUCAAAAUGAUGGCUCUACACAAGCGUUGGCGUCAUGUCAAAGAGAUUUUCGUAACAAGCCGUAUCCUGUUCGAGCGAAGAUCACCUACUACCAAAAGAUACUGACUGUAUAUAUAAACAAUGGCUUUACUCCAGACAAGGAAGACUAUGAAUUUUGUGCCAAAGUAGAAGACAUGGUGCUGCCUUCUCAGGGAUACUUUGGGAUUUCAGCAGCAACCGGUGGUCUUGCAGAUGACCAUGAUGUCUUGUCUUUCCUGACCUUCCAGUUGACAGAGCCUGGCAAAGUAGCGCCUCCUCCUGAUGCAGAAAUUCCAGAAAAGGACAAAGAGAAAUACCAAGAAGAGUUUGAACAUUUCCAGCAAGAGCUGGACAAGAAGAAGGAAGAGUUUCAGAAGGAGCAUCCUGAUGUACAGGGGCAGCCCACGGAUGACCUCUUUGAGACAGUGAGUGAUCGUGAGCUGAGGCAAAUCUUUGAAGGCCAAAACCGAAUUCAUCUGGAAAUAAAGCAACUCAACAGGCAGUUGGACAUGAUUCUGGACGAGCAGAGAAGAUACGUCUCUGCAGUGACAGAAGAGAUUUCCAAAAGAGGAGCUGGUGUCUCUGGUCAGCCAGGGCAGGCCUCCCAGCAAGAACUGGAGAGUGUUGUGAAAGCUCAAGAGGAGGUCCUGAGACAAGUUGGUGAAAUGAAAAACUCUGUGGGAGAAACGCUCAGGCUUGUCAGUGGCAUUCAGCAUGCUGGCCCUGCCGGUGGGGUCUAUGAAACAACCCAGCACUUCAAUGAUAUCAAGGAGCACCUCCACGUCGUAAAAAGGGACAUCGAGCAUCUAGUCCAGAGGAACAUGCCCUCAAAUGAAAAGCCCAAAUGUCCAGAGUUGCCACAGUUUCCAUCAUGUUUAUCUACAACACACUUCUUUAUAUUUGUAGCAGUCCAAACAUUGGUGUUCAUUGGUUACAUCACGUACAGGAGUCAGCAGGAAGCAGCAGCUAAGAAGUUCUUUUGAUGGCCGAUCUGUGUGCAUCCCGUAUGUGCAUGCAGAGCAUCACACAAGUUGCGAAUGAGAAGAAACAUUAGUGUUCAAAAUGCUUCAAUAUUUUAAAUUAUUGAGGGUUUUUAAAAAAAAAACUCCAUACACUGAAUUCCAGAUUAAAAUAUUGUAGAGUUGACAAGGAUACUGAAGCAAAAGGGAGGCAAAUUCUCCCCUUGAACUCCCAUGGGAAGUUGGAAUGUGCCCAUUACUCUGCUGUGAAGAUACUGCCUAGGUGGAGUACUGGAACAAGAAGCUUCGCUCACACUGAUUAUUACACUGUCUGGUUUUGGAGGGAUUGGAGUGGGCAGGAAGACUUGCUGUAAAAUAUUUGUUACAUGUCUGACUUUUUGUUUUAAGAGUGGGGAAUCAUAAAACUGCAUUCUCCUUCUGUUUUAUCAGAAAAGGUUGUAAAAUUGUCACUGAUACUGUGGGUGAUGUCAACUGAGCAGAGUCAUAGUGUUGCAGGUCUACCUUUUUCUAAAAAUGUACAGAAACAGUGGUCAGAAGCAGCAUUUGAUGAAGUCUCCAGCAAAACCUUCCCCGUCCUGGUGGCUUCCAGAUGUAUGGAGCGGCACCUCCUAUUAUCCCCAGCCAGUAUGCCCAUUGGCUGAAGAGGAUAGAUAUUUGGAGGCUGUCAGGUUGGGCAAGGGUGAUGAAGAACAGCAGCUCAAUUCUGAGUGGACUUUCUCUUCCUUUUUUCUUUUGCAUAGGGAGAAGUCUACAGAAAAUUGUACUCCUUUUCAGCAUGUUUUGCUAUAAUUCUUUUGUACUGACACUUACCAUACUUUUGUAGAAGUGUUAUUUAAUCUCUCUUCAGAGAAGAGAUCUAGCUGUGCAUAUGCCUCACCCCAGAGUGUGCGUGCAGUAUAGGAGAGUCUCCUUUCAAAACAGUAACUGAGUGUUGCUUCAGAGCAUACCAUUGCUGCAGUGAGCUCUUCCGAGUGGCACUGCUGUUGUAUACUUUCAUUGAGGACAUGUUGUACACUUUGCUAGCAUUCUUGCACAUUGUCCCAUCGUUAAUCUCAUUUUUACUGGACCAGUGUUGUGUUCUUAAAAAAAAGACAAGUAUUUUAUGUUGAUCAGCUUACUGUGUGAACAUUCUUGGGGAGAUUCUCAAAUGGAAAGCAAAAUCACUCUGCCUUGUUUAUCUUAGAACUUGACUUUGUCUUGCUGCCAUCGAGCUUUUUUAACAUCUAUGAAAACUGUAACUGAUUAGAUGGUUGGUGUCCUUUCAUUUGAAGAAGUCAUAGCAUUUGACUUUAAACCGAACAUUAAUCAAAAGGCAGCUCUACUCUACCACAUUCAGUAUUACAUAUGUUGAAGGCAUUGUCCCUGAUUUCUUUGAGGAAGAGAACAGAAAUCUAUGCAAUAGGAAUAGGUCUUUCCAACAUUACCUUCCCUCUCAAGAAAUUGGUAGCAUUAUGUGCUGAAUUGUAAAUGAUAAAUAUUUCUCAUCAAGUUUUUAUUUGCAGCUGUUAAAAAAAUCUGCAGUUCAGAAUUAACAAUUCAUAAUGCACAAAUAAGGACAAGUAAAGAGUAGCAUUAUUUUAACUAACCAAAAUUACAGGAGAGGGCAAUUUGCCCACUCAGUUUUACACCAGCAAGUAUUUUUACAGGUGCCUUGGACAAGUGAAUUAAAGAUUUGCUGUAAAACUGACCUGCUGCUCAAGCACUUGCUAGUGUUGAAUUUUGCCCAUGGCUCACUCCCACCAGCACCAAAGAAGAUGCAACUUCUGCUGCCGAAAGUCUUUUCAGUGCUUUUUUUCUGAAAGAACUGAUUCUCUUGGGGUGUUUCUUCUUGGAGUAAAUACAAAUUCUCUUGCUGAGCACACUUGUAUUUUGUUUUGGCAUAAUAUGACUCUUCCCAGCUGUGACACUCAAUUUGAGAAUUAAAAUAUUGAAGCUA
Varanus komodoensis (Komodo dragon) is the source of this 3513-nucleotide messenger RNA. RefSeq names its product lectin, mannose binding 1 (gene LMAN1). The record is from RefSeq and is a predicted model, not a curated record. Gene Ontology annotation, cellular component: Golgi membrane; endoplasmic reticulum membrane; endoplasmic reticulum-Golgi intermediate compartment. The coding region runs from base 24 to 1580 and encodes 518 amino acids. Gene Ontology annotation, molecular function: D-mannose binding. Lineage: Eukaryota; Metazoa; Chordata; Lepidosauria; Squamata; Varanidae. The transcript has 13 exons. Gene Ontology annotation, biological process: endoplasmic reticulum to Golgi vesicle-mediated transport; endoplasmic reticulum organization; Golgi organization.